UCUUCUUCUUCUUCCCCAUGCAGCCAUUCACCAACACGAAUUCAGUGUGAUGUGAAAAUUCCAAAGAGAAAAAUGAUAAAAAAAUCAAUUCCUUUUAUUAAAUUAGGGUGAAAAAACGUGAGAUAUCCACCAAGGGGGCUACUGUGAAGUGUUUGAGUGCAUGUGGUAGUGAUCCAGGGGCAAUCCCCAAUGAUUAAGUGAGAGAAAUUGUGGCUGGAAGAGAGAAUUUUUGAACAACAAAUAAAAUGGCUUCGGGAGACAAUGUGAAUUCAAUAGAGGAAAUUGAAAUUCCUGCUCUUCAGUCCACCAGUCGCGAUUCCGGAGACAAUGACGGCUUGGCUGCAGCAAAGGAUACGUCCGAUGUGGGCAGUGAUACUCUGGUGCGUUCCGCUCGGUCCAGGUACAAUAAGACUGAGAAGGAGCGCAAAAUUGGGCAUCGUCGAGUGGGCGAAGGUGGUGAAAUCACCUACAAGAAGAUCCAAACAUCACAGAUUAUGGGAUCGAUCCAAUUGGGAAUUCAGCACACGGUGGGCAGUUUGGCGUCCAAGCCCAAAAGAGAUCUCCUAAUGAUGGACUUUUGGGAAAUUGAGACGAUAUCCUUUCCACCAGAGGGUUCAAGUAUUACGCCAGCACAUCACUAUAGCGAGUUUAGAUUUAAGAUUUAUGCUCCGAUUGCAUUCCGUUACUUUAGAGAUUUGUUUGGUAUCCAACCAGAUGAUUUUAUGAUGUCGAUGUGUUCGGCACCAUUGCGUGAAUUAUCAAAUCCAGGAGCAUCUGGAUCAAUAUUUUACUUAACAGACGACGAUGAGUUCAUCAUUAAGACAGUUCAGCACAAGGAGGGUGAAUUUCUGCAGAAACUCCUUCCUGGCUACUAUAUGAAUCUUAAUCAGAAUCCACGGACACUUCUGCCGAAAUUUUUUGGUCUCUACUGCUUUCAGUGCAAUAGCAAAAAUGUCCGGUUAAUUGUGAUGAAUAAUUUGCUGCCGUCGUAUGUGAGGAUGCAUUUAAAGUAUGAUUUGAAGGGAUCUACGUACAAGAGGCGUGCCAAUAAGGCGGAAAAGGAGAAAAAAUCACCGACUUACAAAGAUUUGGAUUUUAUGGAGCAUCAUCCAAAUGGGAUUUUUCUCGAGGCAGACACCUACAAUGCCCUGAUAAAGACAAUUCAGAGGGAUUGUAGAGUACUGGAGUCCUUCAAGAUCAUGGACUAUUCCCUGUUGGUGGGAGUUCACAAUUUAGAUUUAAGUCUGAAGGAUAAGCAGGAGGAGAAGAAUGCUCAGAUGAGGGAGGCAGAGGAUUUGCAGGACAUGUCCUUGGAUGGAGCAGGUGAUGAAAGGGAUAGACGGGAGAGACGAUCUGGUGGAGCUACAGCACUAAAUAGGAGUCGAUCUGUCAAUCGACAGAGAUUGGUGGCUCACUCCACAGCCAUGGAGAGUAUCCAGGCGGCCAGUGAACCCAUUGAUGAUGAGGAUGAUGUUCCACCCGGUGGAAUUCCAGCUAGGAGUGAAAAGGGUGAAAGACUCUUGCUAUUUAUUGGCAUCAUUGACAUCCUUCAGUCGUACAGAUUGAAGAAGAAGUUGGAGCACACAUUCAAAAGUAUUAUUCACGAUGGGGACACAGUAUCUGUCUGUCGGCCAUCGUUCUAUGCUCAAAGAUUUCAGGAUUUUAUGGCUAAAACGGUCUUCAAGAAAAUUCCCUCACUGGACCUUCCUGAGAUUAAAGGAAAUCAUAGAAAAUUUCGUACUUUGGUCACCAGUUAUAUAGCUCUCAAACAUUCACCGUCGAAGCGAAAAAGUAUUUCAAAAAUGAUGGCAAAGGCAUCAACUAAUGAUAUUGAAUUUCAAGCAUUCCCCGGGGACUCCAAUCAUCCCCCAUUUACCAAUAGUACUAGCAAUUCAGCAACCAAUCCGGUUAAUUCAAUAAUGAAGAAUACUCCGCAUAAAAAUAAGACUUCGACACUUCCGUCUGUUGCGAGUAAUAAUCAAAAUGUUGUGGCGAAUGUACAGCAACCGCCACUGAAGCAAAGCAAGUCAAAGAUUCAAAAAUCCAAAGUCCCACCGCCCGUUCCACCACGAAAAUCGCCAAAUAACCGAAAACUCGUGGACUCUAAUCGCUGUAAUCCGGCCAGUGAUGAUUUCUUGGAUCACUCAUCAACAGGAACGGCUCCGUCUGGAUGUUCGACUCCGCCUCCGCCGUUCGAUGACAUCUCCGAGUACAGUUCUAGUCUGGCCAAACAUCAUUCUUCGCCGGGAGCAGCUGCGGGCAGCAACAAGACGAUGGCCUCAACUUCGUACGAGGAGGAUGUUGUGAGCAUUUCAGAAAUUCGAGUGCACAGCCACUUGGGCAUGGACAUUUCAUCGGGGAGCAGCCACUACGGGUCCAAGGGAGGCCUAGCGUGGACGUCGGGCGAGGGCUCAACGCCCACAUGGACCGAGGGUACACCCAGUUACACCGAGUCCAGCUCCAGCGGCGAAUUGUGCCACAGUAGCAAUAGAUAAUUUAGCUUCGGAGGGUGGCGUAGAGGCCAAAAAAAAAAGAUCAUUGGGUGGGUAGUCAAAAAAUAUAAAUUAAAAAAAAAUCACAUUGAGAGAGGGAGGCCAAUAACAUCUCCAGUCUUCGUCGUGAGAAAUCACACAAAACAAAAAAUAACAAAGGUGUUUAAAAUCAAUAUUGGAAAGAUUGCAUAAAUUAUUGAAAAAAAAAGUAAUUAUUUAAUUGAAAAAAAUAAUGGAUGGGUGCAAAUGUGGAAGAAAAAAAUAUAACCAACUUUUUUCUUUUUUUUUUUUGUGAAAUAAAAAAAAGCAAAUAAACAUUGUUGCUAGAGUAGAGAUAAAAAUUAAAUUAUUACAGACAAAAUCAAGUUGGUGGUUCAUCGUGAAUAGUUAGCUUCUUUGAAAAAAACAAAACUAAAUAAAAAAUAUAAAUAAAUAAAACAGUACAUUAUUGAAGUGUAAAUUACUCCAUUUGAAAUCAACAAAAUAUAGUUAUUAAUUAAAGAAAAAAAAAGAUGUAAGAAAUGAAAAGCAUUAAAUAGCCAAUAUUUUACUUCCACGCUGCAGAUUGAUAUUUUCUGCUGGGAGGGAAUUGUAUAACCAAAAAAAAUUCUCUUUUUAAUUGUAUAAUGAUCAAAUGUAUUAGUUACUCAAUUUUUUUUUGACUAAAGAAAUAUUUUUAUUUUAUAUUUAAAAAAAUAUAUAUAGAGAAGAAAGGAGACAUAAAAACACGCAAAA
Molecule: messenger RNA, 3227 nt
Organism: Phlebotomus papatasi
Lineage: Eukaryota; Metazoa; Arthropoda; Insecta; Diptera; Psychodidae
Gene: PIP5K59B
Product: phosphatidylinositol 4-phosphate 5-kinase type-1 alpha
Exons: 12
Coding region: 246-2495 (749 amino acids)
Biological process (GO): phosphatidylinositol metabolic process
Molecular function (GO): phosphatidylinositol kinase activity
Source: RefSeq, a predicted model, not a curated record